AUGGACAAGAACAAAGAGACAACUUCAAGUCCUCUCCCCAAAGAUCUUCAAGAUCUCGUGGACAAGGACGAAGAGGACAGAGAAAUCCGCGCAGACUUCGAAAAUUCAUGGACCGCAACACGUUCUGAGGAUGAGUCUUCGGGCCAAGCCUCAUCCAAUCAACUGGAUAACGUUUCAAAGACGAAAGAUCAACCGCUGGAUAGAGCGGAAAAGGAGAAACAGUGUUGA
Molecule: messenger RNA, 228 nt
Organism: Penicillium concentricum
Lineage: Eukaryota; Fungi; Ascomycota; Eurotiomycetes; Eurotiales; Aspergillaceae
Exons: 2
Coding region: 1-228 (75 amino acids)
Source: RefSeq, a predicted model, not a curated record